CGUAAACACCGUGCGCAUGCGCAGUUUGUUGUCUGCGCAUGUUUGUAAUGGUUGUUUUGGUUCGUGUAGAUUAAGUCAGAGUCUGAGCAGAAAUGAAGAGUCCAGCUGUUUGCGUUAUAUUUGUUCUGUUUGUCGCAGAGUCGACGAGCAGCCUGAACACGGAAAAUGUCCUGAUUAAUGUGACAGCACUGACGACAGCAGGGACACUUGCAGACUCACGACUGCAAGAGUUCAACAACUUGCAGCUCCGUUUGAACGUGUCUGUGGGUGAAGAGCACGUCCUGGUCAACCACAUCCCAGUGGAGCUGUCAGGAGUCACCAGAUUCACCUGCCAGGCUCUUCUCUUGGACAGCAGCAAUGGCAGCAGUGAGUUUGAAUCUGGGAACUUGGUGUCGACUGUCACCCGUGUGAUGGUGAGCCAAAACAGGCUGUACAGCGACUCAGAGGAGGUGGUCACUCUACAACUGUUCAGUGAAGUCAUCGAGAUGGAGGGCAAACAGGUCCAGCAGCCUGACAUGUGUGAGGUGAAGAUCCUGAUGAGUCCAGACUUUCAGAAACUGGCUCAGUUCAUCAACAUCUACCCCAUCGGACACAGUGAGAUUUUCAGGGUUCCCAGAGAAAACGACAUGGUUGUCACAGGUCUGCCAAGCUCUAGAAAAGAUGAAGAGCAGCUGAUCUCCCAGACCACCAGCCAGUACCCCCACACAGAGAAGCACUCAGAGACCACCCAGGAAGAGAUCGCAGCCCCAGGAAAGCUUCCAGAGACUCCCCUGCGCAUGGACCCUGACCUACUGUCUGAUGUCAUGAACAGUGAUGACUAUGAUGAUAGAGAUCCAAGUCAUCUGACCCCAAUCAGAAACCAGCAUCAAACGGAAACUCCACCUAAAGAACCUGAAUCUUCCUACUCGGCCAUGUGUCAGUGGGUGGAGCAGGCCAGGGAGCGUCUGCGGCGCUUCUGCUCCGAGUCCCUGCCCCUCUUCUUCCUGGUUAUGUGGGUGGUCGUGAUUGGCAUUGUUGGAUCAGCACUCAUCGUGAAGAUCCUAGACUUGUUCUUCCCAACCUGUGAACACAAGCACCUUUUUCACCUGAACCCUGUCACGCUGAUGCUGGAGGAAGAGACGCACAGUCUGCUGGAGAGCAUCGAAACAGAAGCAGCUGAAGAGGAGAAGAAGCCCUGAACAAGGACACACAUGGCCAGCUCCUUUCAGUCUGAUCUCAUUUGUUAUUUAAAGUUCAGCUUUACAUCUUUGGUUUGACCUGGUGCUGUUCCUGUCACCACUCUAGGUUUUCACUUUAGUUCAUACUUUAAACAUGUUGGCUGUGAAGCAGGAGCAGGUUUACUGGUGAAAACCACCAGGAACACUUGGGAUUCCCCGUGGAGGUGGACAUGAAUGAUGUGAGCUCUAGAGUGAGCUGGAACGUCUCCAGGAGCUUUGACAUCAAAUUCUACAGUUUUAGGCUCCGAACAUUUAUAAGUGAGCUCAUGUUUGCACUAACGGAGUAAGCAUUGAAACACCCUUCAAAAUGGUUGUCCUGUAUCACAGCUUUGAAAUAAAAUGUGCAAAUUACGCCUCAAAACAUGCAUCUCCAUGUGGAAUAGUUUAAUAGCAGGAUACUGCUUAAUGUGGAUUAAAUAAAAUAAAAAAGAUCAGUAACUUCUUGGUGAAACAUGAGAGAAGUCAUCUGCUUGGAGCUCUACAGGAGGAACAUCGUUUAUAGAGUCCAAACACAGAAAGUUGGACUUUACGUGACUCAGCUGGUGCUCUGACAAUACAGUUUUUACACAAUCACACUUUUGAUGAUGUUUCUACAAAAUGUUCAACUGACAGUCGAUGAUGUCACUAACCUCUUAGCUGCCUCCUCUUCCUCCCGCACCUCUUUAUGGAGCAAAUCCUACAUCAGAAUGUAGACAAGAUCGCCUUCUUCCACCAGGUGCGUCUCACUGCUGAAGGACCUGUCGUUCUCUCCCUGAACGCAGCGAGCACACAACCAGGCCUCAGUUAUACUUGAGCUCACGAUGUUCUUGUAGAAGCAGGAAGUGAAGGCUCCAUAUCUCUUACAUAAAACGCUGUGGACACAGAAACAUUCACGUGUCAACAUCAUUGUGUGCUGCUCACAAUUCAAGGGGUUUUAAGGUUUGACUUGGUUUUCACACAGUGACUGUUUCCUCUGUUGGCAGUCAGCACGUGACGGGCUCAGGUGUUUGGUUACCCUAGAUCAUAAUGAGCCACUUGUAACAGCUUUUAUGUUUCUUUGUCUCUCUUACAUCUCAUACAGUUCAGUUGUGGACAUUCGUCUUAAUUUUACUAAGUUAUGUUAGAAUCUUUGGCCACUUAAACAUUUUCUUUGAAAUGUUCUCGUUAAUCACUUGCACUUUAAAUGAACAAGAGUGUGCACUUACCUGAGAGAACUCAUUUGCAGUGCCUAUAUAAAGUAUUCAACCAUUUGAACGUUUUAUUCAAUUCGGUCUUUAUUUCUACAGGUUAGUCUCAUUGAGCCUCGAGGACUCGUUUACAACAGAGACCUGGUUUUA
Molecule: messenger RNA, 2533 nt
Organism: Nematolebias whitei (Rio pearlfish)
Lineage: Eukaryota; Metazoa; Chordata; Actinopteri; Cyprinodontiformes; Rivulidae
Gene: ginm1
Product: glycoprotein integral membrane 1
Exons: 8
Coding region: 93-1178 (361 amino acids)
Source: RefSeq, a predicted model, not a curated record